Zingiber officinale is the source of this 915-nucleotide messenger RNA. RefSeq names its product LOB domain-containing protein 1-like. NCBI's taxonomy places the organism in Eukaryota, Viridiplantae, Streptophyta, Magnoliopsida, Zingiberales, Zingiberaceae. The coding region runs from base 61 to 669 and encodes 202 amino acids. The record is from RefSeq and is a predicted model, not a curated record. The transcript is spliced from 2 exons.
CAAUUAUUCCACUAGACUGCGGUGCCCUCUCUCUCUCUUUCUAUCUCCUCUCCCAACGCCAUGGAGUCUAGUGACGUCACCGCCAGUUUCCACCACUUCUCCAACUCUUCUAAUUCCUCCCCUACGUCGUCGUCGCCCAUCUCGUCCCCGCCGGCGCCGGCCCUGAUCCACAGCCCCUGCGCCGCCUGCAAGAUCCUUCGCCGGCGGUGCGCCGACAAGUGCCUACUCGCGCCUUAUUUCCCGCGAACGGAUCCUCUCAAGUUCACCACCGCGCACCGCCUCUUCGGCGCCAGCAACAUUAUCAAACUCUUGCAGGAUUUGCCAGAGAGCCAGAGAGCCGAUGCAGUGAGCAGCAUGGUGUAUGAAGCCAGCGCCCGAAUUCGCGAUCCAGUUUACGGGUGCGCAGGCACGAUAUGCCACCUUCAGAAGCAAGUCGGCGAGCUUCAAGCUCAACUGGCCCGGACUCAGGCCGAGCUCAUCAACCUCCAAGCUCAGAACAAGAACUUGCUCGCCCUGAUUUGCAUGGACAUCGAGCAAGAUUCCUCCUCUCAACAACCCGAUCCAAUUCCAAACUGCAUGUUUCAGAACAAUGACUGCUUCCUCGAAGACAUCAGCCAGAGCUACGUAUUUGCCAGUUCCUCCGGAUGCGAGCCGUCGUGGGACAUAUAGAAAAUUUAUAUAAUUAAAUCCACAAAUAUAUAUCUAUGUUCAUAGUAAUUGAUUGAAGCUUAACUAUUGUUAAGUUUGAUCUAAAUCUAAAUCUAAAUCUAAAUCUAAAAUCCUAGCUAUCUAAUCAGGCUUCUAAUCAAUUACGGCGAUAAUAUAAUUAAAUAGGAGAAAUGGACGAAGUGUAUUUAUGCUUUAUUGUAUAAUUAAUUUUAAGAGAUUAAUGUUAACAUUUUUUUCCCCUUCUGA